GUCGCGCCACUCGCCAGCGCCAGUCAUUUAUCCUCUGCCUCUCUAGCUCUCUCUUUAUUUACUUUAGCUUCCUCAAGCAUCUAAAGUGUGUACCUGAAUCUGACAUGAGAGACGCUCGGGCUAUUUUUGUGGCAUCUGUCCUGUUAUGUGCUCAUUUAUAACAAUGAGACUCAACACGAUGCAUCUCGACUAGUCUCGCUGUUAGAGAUCUGCCGCCAGUAUGGACAUGAAUGGCGCGGAGACAUACGACGAGGACGUGAACGAUCAACCGGUCGAUUAUAGCAAGAAAUAUGUCGAGAGAAAUGCUGUGCCGCAGAAUCAACGCCUGGCCGAUGAAUCGCAAACGAGCCGCGUCGCGAAAGAGGAGUUCGACGAGCGCGACAACAAGGUGGACCUGUUUGGCGACUAUGCGGAAACCGAUCUUGAUCAGCCUACGGAUUAUAGCCUGCGAUACGCUGAGGACGACACUGACGAGGAGGAGAAGCAGAACAAUGAGUACUUUGCUGGCAGCGAACAAGAAGAUACCGUCAAGACUUAUUGCACAGAGGGAACGCCAUAUGAGACUCCCUUUAACUUUUCCACAGCUACUUCCAUGUCGGAUCUUCGAGUUGAAGAUAUAAAAGAGAACGUACUUGUGAAGAAGGUGCCAAAAAAGACGAACCAAGUAGCCAGCAAGAUAUCCACGUCCUUUGUCGAACAGACCGAAGCUCUUACGUGCGACGAGCAAGAUGGUCCACAAACGAAAGAGCUUGAAGAAGACAAUUCAAAGGAUACAGUGGUUCUUAAUCCUGGACAAGUAACUCCAGAGAAGAUAGUAAAUUAUUAUGAAGAAGAAGAAACGUCUCGUGGCUUCUCGCGUGCCAAUUCGCUUAGUUCUCUGAGUAGCGCGAUGACUCCUCAGAAUAAUAGCACGGAAGUUAUAUUGAAAGAAGAUUCACCUCCUCCUGUGAAUAAGGAAGAGUUGGAAAAUAAUGAUCACAGUGUGAGAUUGAAUAGCAAUCAAAUCGAGUUGUCAUCGGUGAGCGAUAAUUCUUUUGAAAAUAAGAAUAGCCCACGUGUGUUAGACAAAGAAGGAAAAAUGGUGACAUUUGGUGGCCAAGAUUACUAUGCAGAAGAAACUCCUUUAAUGUUUUCACGCUGUAGUUCGCUUGGUUCGUUGAGUGGUUUUGAACAAUAUUCUAUACAUGACGAUCGUAGUUCUGUGAUCAGUGACUUUAGCCGUAGAACCAGUGGUGUAGUCUCACCCAGUGAACUGCCUGAUUCACCCACACAAACAGUUUUACCCAGUCCACGUAAUCAUAAAACUCAGAAUGCAGAAUUUAUAUCAAAAAUACAAGAAGAAGCAGUAAGACCAUCAGUCCGACAUUUAUUAUUUUCUAAACCGAAUGUCACGAGAAAUAGUGUUUUUGAAGAUGACAUUGCCACUUUCAAGGAAGAAUCAACGCCAAUUGAAUUUUCGAGUGCAACCAGUCUAAGUUCUCUUACAAUUGAUGACGAAGUCAAAAUACCUAAUGACACCAAGACGUAUUGCAUAAUGGAAGGAGUAUUUGAUACAAAUGAGAAAGAUGUUCAUGUACUUGAAAAAGAUAUGCUUAAUAUGAAAAUAAAUAGUCCCGAGAACAACGUGAAAGAGGAACAAGUAAGUGACGGCGAUGAAGAUGACGAGGAUAUGUUGGCUGCUUGUAUUAACAUGGGAAUGCAAACUAACAGAUAUAGACAGUCUCUGAACUCUCAGAAAUCUGUACAAUCAGAGUCAACGAACAUCUUAGUGCCAUAUCAGAGAACGUCUAUCCCAACCAGAUUGGAAUCACCCGCGACUCCAGUCAAGACACCUGUUGGUACUUCGAAGAAUAGGACUGCAAUGGAAAUUGUUGCUUCAGACACCGUACAUGUGUAUUGUACGGAGGACACGCCCGCAGAUAUCUCUCCAGUGGGAUCUCAAUCCAAUCUGUCUGCUCUCUCAAUGCCAAGUGUACAGGAGGAUGAGGAGAAGAUUGUGUGUGAGCAAGACAAAUCAGCCGAAAUCAAUUCCCACAGAAAUGACUUGUUUGAUGAAAAUUCCAAUCUUUCGGGCGAAGAUGAGAAAAUAUUAGAUGAAUGUAUUCAAUCGGGCAUACCUAAGGCAAGACAGAUAACUCCACCUCCAACAAAUGGCAUUCUGUUCGAUAAAAAAUCGGAAACAUUAUCGCAUAAGUUUAACAUAUGCGGUACACCAUCGUCUUCACCCGUUGAUACAAAUAAUGGAAAUAAAAACUCUAUAUUGAGUCCCAAAUCACCAGGUAGUGCGUCAUUGAGACAUCCAGAUGAAUUUUCAGACGAUAGCUUGAAUCAUUCAGACGAUGAUGCAAUUUUGACGGAGUGUAUACAGUCUGCAAUGCCAAAGGCAAGGUUCAGAUUAUCACCGUCAAUUGGUUCGCCGUUAGCACAAACAGCAGAAAAUCCUACAACGAUGAAUAUACAGCUGCCCUCCACUUCAUCAUUUUUUCAGCCAAGAUACGUGGAGCAAAAGAAAAGUAUAGCAAAGAAACUCUUACCUUUCGAAGACAAUGUUGGACUUUCUGAAGAAGAAGAAGAUAUCAUGUUAGCACAAUGUAUUAGGUCUGGUAUGCCAAAAGCAUUAAAUUCCAUGCCGUCUGCAGCAAUGACAUCCACAGCCAAAAAAUCCGAACCACCUUCGAAAGUUACAGGCAACUUUUCCAACCCUUCGGCUUCCUACUUUGCGAACAAGUCUCAUUCUGCCAGGAAUGCCGCGCUAUAUUCACCAUCGUUGUAUAAAUCUGUGAAUAUCAACACGACGGAUGUGCGUUUUGCCAGAAACGUAUCCGGCAAUUUUAACCACUUCCCCGGGAAAGCAUCAAGCAGUAAUAUAGCACAGACCUCCGGUCAGACAUUAAAAAAUUGUGAUAACGGUACGCGCGACAGGAUAAACAACUCGCCGCAUUGUGCUCGAAGGUCGCCGCUUCGUCGUACGGAAAGUCAAAACGGUAAUUUCGUUGACAGUCUGUAUAUGCGAUCUCGCGAUGUGAAAUGCGUGCCGAUUUGUAACAGAAUCCAAAAUGACGACGAUUACUCGUGCAAAAAUCACAACACAGUGAAAUCUAACACGGUGCCUUCGCGCCAUAGUUCAGCAAGUUCCCUCAGUGAAGAAGGUUCGCUGAUUUCCACGGAAGAAUGGGCCUUACUAGAGUUAUGCAUCACGUCUGGUAUGCCUAGAAACAAGUGUCGUGUUAAGGGAACUAAGCCUAAUGAGAGUGCAAUGUCUAACGUUCACGAUGAUUGCGAGUCAAUACCAGAAGACAAUUACUCGGUAUGCAGUUACAAUUCUUAUAUUUGUAAAACAUAACAUGUGCAUAUCACAUGACAGAGGUUCUUUUUCUCUCUCUGUCUGGCAAUUUGUAUAUAUAAUAUUUUUAAAAGACUGAGUAUUUUUGUAUAUUA
This is a messenger RNA of Temnothorax curvispinosus, 3438 nucleotides long. RefSeq names its product adenomatous polyposis coli homolog. Gene Ontology annotation, biological process: positive regulation of protein catabolic process; nervous system development; cell migration. The record is from RefSeq and is a predicted model, not a curated record. Bases 221 to 3343 code for a protein of 1040 amino acids. Gene Ontology annotation, molecular function: microtubule binding; beta-catenin binding; gamma-catenin binding. The transcript is spliced from 9 exons. Lineage: Eukaryota; Metazoa; Arthropoda; Insecta; Hymenoptera; Formicidae. Gene Ontology annotation, cellular component: beta-catenin destruction complex; catenin complex; cytoplasmic microtubule.